This is a messenger RNA of Penicillium mononematosum, 1131 nucleotides long. RefSeq names its product polysaccharide lyase family 1 protein. The transcript is spliced from 4 exons. Lineage: Eukaryota; Fungi; Ascomycota; Eurotiomycetes; Eurotiales; Aspergillaceae. Bases 1 to 1131 code for a protein of 376 amino acids. Gene Ontology annotation, molecular function: pectate lyase activity. The record is from RefSeq and is a predicted model, not a curated record.
AUGAAGAUUACAGCCAUCUUUGCAGCACUCGCUAUGCGAGCCGCUGCCGUCGGUGUCUCCGGGGCAGCAGAGGGUUUUGCCAAGGGCGUCACUGGCGGUGGCUCUGCCACCCCUGUCUACCCCAGCACCACAGACGAGCUGGUCUCGUACCUGGGUGACUCUUCGCCGCGCGUGAUUGUCCUCACCAAGACCUUCGACUUCCGGGGCACAGAGGGAACUGGAAGCGGCACCGGCUGCGCCCCUUGGGGCACUGGCUCUGGUUGCCAGGUUGCCAUCAAUCAGAACGACUGGUGCACCAACUACCAGCCGAACGCGCCCACCGUCUCUGUCAGCUAUGACAAGGCCGGUUCCCUCGGCAUAACCGUCAAGUCCAACAAGUCCAUCGUCGGCAGCGGCAGCGCCGGUGUCAUCAAGGGCAAGGGUCUCCGAAUCGUCAGCGGUGCGAGCAACGUCAUCAUCCAAAACGUCGCCAUCACCGACAUCAACCCCAAGUACGUCUGGGGCGGCGACGCCAUCACCGUGAACGACGCCGACAUGGUCUGGAUCGACCAUGUCACAACCGCCCGCAUUGGCCGCCAACACAUCGUCCUCGGCACCAAGGCCUCCAAGCGCGUCACCAUCUCAAACAACUUCAUCGACGGUACCAGCGACUACUCCGCCACCUGCGACGGCUACCACUACUGGGGCAUCUACCUCGACGGCUCCAGCGAUCUCGUCACCAUGAAGGGCAACUACAUCUACCACACCAGCGGACGCGCCCCUAAGGUCCAGGGUAACACCCUUCUGCACGCUGUCAACAACUACUGGUACCAGAACUCCGGCCACGCGUUCGAGAUCGGCCAGGGUGGUUACGUUCUCGCUGAGGGUAACGUGUUCCAGAACAUUGUUGCUGCUGCCGAGUCUCCCAUUGCUGGACAGUUGUUCUCCUCGCCGGAUUCCAACACCAAUGCUGUCUGCUCGAACUAUAUUGGACGUGCUUGCCAGCUUAAUGGAUAUGGAUCUUCUGGGGCGUUGUCUCAGGCUGAUACUGCUUUCCUGACUAACUUUGGUGGAAAGAACAUUGCCUCUGCUUCCGCUUACACCUCUGUUGUUGCUAGCGUUAAUGCUAAUGCUGGUCAGGGUAAGCUGUGA